AUGGCUCCAGACCAUAGUCGGAUGGUGAUGCCUCCGACCUUCGCCACCGGCAGUGCAGAUCGCCUGAGCGCCCUCCCUGAUGAGAUCCUCCAGCACAUCCUCUCUUUCCUUCCAGCGCAAGAGGCCGUGCGGACCUGUGUGCUUCCCCAGAGCUGGCGCCAAGUCUGGGAGCUCGUAAGGCGCCUGCACGUCACAGGAACAACGACACCGACAUAUGUGGGGCAAGUUCGUGGUUUCAUGGACCGACUGCUGCAAGCCCGCCUCAGCAUGAUCUCGCGCUCCCCCCUCGACAUGUGCGAGAUCAAGUUUGACAUGUUCGAUGCCGACGAUGAGGCCUUCAUCCAUCGUUGGAUCGGCCUUGUUUUACAGUGCAGAGUCCAAUGGCUCUCGCUCAACAUCUUUGACAAUGAGGCCGACGAGAUGCCAUGGUUUCCACUACCUGAGCCCCUGUUCUCGCCGUACCUGACGAGGCUAGAUCUCUGCGGCAUAGAGUUCAGUGCAAGCUUCGCCCACUUCUCAAGCUGCCCUGCCCUGCAAGACCUCAAGAUCGAGAAAUGCGACCUCUCGGAGGUGUCGGAGAUGGAGUCACCGUCACUGAGACGGCUGAGCAUCAAAGAUUGCAUCUCCUGCCCAAACUGGCGCUUCGAGAUUUUUGUUCCACGGCUGGUCUGGCUGUGGCUGGACAUCCCUUCUGCUGACAGGACUCCCCAGCUUGAGAGCAUGCCGGACUUGGCGGUGGCGUAUGUUAAACUAGACUGGUGUUUGGACGAGUGCAUUUGUGAGGGCGACCGCAUGGAUUGCUGUCAUGUUAACCAAGCUGCUUACAGCUAUUCAUACAGUGACAUUGACGACGGUGAUGAAGAAGAUUCCGAUAGUUAUGCAUCUGACCAUGCUGAAGUAGAUUAUGGCUAUUCCUCUACUGAAGAUGAUGACGACGACCAUGAUGAAGAAGGCUUUUCUGAUGAUGACAAUAGCAGCGAAGUUACCGGAAAGUGUGUACUUCUCGGAGGCUUAUCAGAAGCUACAGAUUUGACCCUGAUAUCUGGCCACGAAAUGUCUGUUUUCAGAAGAGACUUGAGAUGGUGCCCUACAUUUUCCAAGUUAAGGACCCUGUGGAUCAAUGAUUACUGGUGUGAGCCUCCUGAUUGCCGUCCAUUAGCACGCAUUCUUGAACACUCACUGGUUCUAGAGAAGCUCACUAUCGUUCUUUCGGGCAAGGGACCCAAAUAUAAAGUAGAAAUGAAAGGAUGCCUCAAUGCAGUACGGAGACCAGCUAUGAUGAUAUCGGAACACCUAAGGAUAGUGGAAGUGAAAUGUGAUGUCGUCAAGAAUACAUUUCACAAUGUUUUGAGGUUCCUAGAUUCACUUAACAUAUGUGAAUGA
This is a messenger RNA of Miscanthus lutarioriparius, 1383 nucleotides long. NCBI's taxonomy places the organism in Eukaryota, Viridiplantae, Streptophyta, Magnoliopsida, Poales, Poaceae. The record is from the annotation of a GenBank genome assembly.